UGAAAACGGGGCAGUGCACCUCUGCUGCUAAGCUAGCAUCAAACGCUGUUGACACAGAGAGGAGCCGAGAUCAACACCAGAACCAUGAAGUCGGUUCGGUUUAUCAUGCAGAACGCUGCUUUAGCCAGCCUGCCCAAACACAUCGACCAUUUCUCCAAGUUUUCACCUUCGCCGCUUUCCAUGAAGCAAUUCAUCGAUUUCGGGUCCAUCAAUGCCUGCGAGAAGACAUCCUUUGUCUUUUUGAGGCAAGAACUGCCUGUGAGACUCUCAAACAUCAUGAAGGAAAUCAACCUUCUGCCUGCCAAACUGCUCACCACCCCUUCAGUGCAAAUGGUGCAGAGAUGGUACAUUCAGAGUCUGAUGGACAUCCUAGAAUUCCUGGACAAGAAUCCUGAUGACCAACAGAUCCUUGGAGAGUUUGCAGACGCGCUGGUCACAAUCCGAAACAGACACAACGACGUGGUGCCGACCAUGGCUCAGGGGGUCAUCGAAUACAAAGAGGUUUUUCCCCAGGAUGUGGUCACCAAUCAAAACAUCCAGUACUUCCUGGACCGCUUCUACAUGAGCCGCAUCUCGAUUCGAAUGCUCAUCAACCAACACACUCUUGUUUUUAACGGCACUACAAACCCCGCCCACCCCACCACCAUUGGGAGCAUUGAGCCUCACUGCCAAGUUGGAGAAGUUGUGCAAGAUGCCUUCCAUAGUGCUAAGAUGCUGUGUGACCAGUAUUACCUCCGCUCCCCUGAUCUUGUGCUUCAAGAAAUGAACCACAAGAAGAAGAGUCAUCCCGUAUCUAUUGUAUAUGUUCCCUCUCACCUGUAUCACAUGUUGUUUGAGCUCUUUAAGAAUGCGAUGAGAGCUACAAUUGAGACCCAUGAGAACAAGAACAACCUCCCACCCAUUAAGGUCAUGGUGUCUCUGGGCGGUGAAGACAUGUCCAUCAAGGUGAGCGACGUGGGCGGCGGAGUCCCAUUUCGCAAAAUCGAGAACCUUUUCAGCUACAUGUACUCCACGGCUCCAGCUCCACAGAUUGGAGAGCACUCGCGAACACCACUAGCCGGCUUCGGUUACGGUCUUCCCAUUUCUCGCCUCUAUGCAAAAUACUUCCAAGGGGACCUGCAGCUUUAUUCCAUGGAGGGCUACGGCACAGACGCCGUCAUAUCCUUGAAGGCACUGUCCACAGACUCCAUCGAAAGGCUGCCAGUCUACAACAAAACCGCCUUGAAGAACUACAAAAUUUGCCAAGAAGCUGAUGACUGGUGCGUCCCCAGCAAAGAACCCCUAGAUCUGCGCAAAUACAGGGUGGCCUAGUGAGGUUUCAGUCCAGGUAGUGCUUCAAGACGACCUACAGCGGAGCCUCCAGAGAAUGUCUCCCAUAUUCCCAUCACCUCAUCAUCUGAUGAGCACCGGACCUUCCCAGACCUGGAGAACCCUUUCAAGACCAGCCUGUUUUUAGCAUCAGCAUGUUGUUUUCAGCUUCUGUCAUCCCGUUGGGGUUUUUGUCAUAGACGGCUACAAACAGGAUGUUUGGUGGUGCUGCAUAAACUGGGAUUGACUGAGGUCCUGCAGAUUAGAGUCGCCUGCGGGGCGGCCAAGGUGGCGCCCGGCCUGUCGCAGGUCAGCGAAAGUGGAACGAGGAGAAGAGGAAGUCAUCCGUUGAAUAUGAGGACUUUGCCAAACAGGGACAACCUGUUGAUCAUGCCUUAUAGUAGCAGAUUCACCCAAAAGUGUGUAUCACACCUGAACCACGAGAAUGAAUACUUGCACCUUGUUUAAUUUGAGAGUACUGUAACACCGCUGGCUCUGCAGAUCUGAACAAAUGUAAGCCUCUGCGUGCUUUAUGCAUGAAUACUUGUGCAGGCUUCUUUUCAUUUCAGCCUUCAAAACAAGAAUCCUUGACUCAGCAUCCGUUUUUUUGGACCAGGCUGAAUGUAGUCCAUUCAUUUGUAGCAAGUACGAUUGCUUCACGGGGGAAUGUGCAGCUCCACAGGGCCCACUUUCCGUGUCGCAUCACAACCAGCCGCAAGAGUAUUUAGCAGCUUCCUAUAGAGGCGGCUUCAGCGUAUGAGAGUGUUGGGAAAGCUCCAAAGGGUGCCACGUUUGAGUUUUUCUUCCAGUUUGUGAUUCAUAAAGGCCAGUUUCUGAGUUUUUUUCCUAUACUGUGCCAAAUGUGAGAAAGGAAAUGUCCUGGGUCCAGUCCAUGCGUGUGUUUAUUUUGUAUUUCUGUGAAUUAUACACAAUGUAAAAAUGUUAUUUUUAUAGCUGCACUUUUUUGUGACAAACGGUGGUCUAUACUGUAAAUAAAGAGAUCUAUCCGAUA
Oryzias melastigma (Indian medaka) is the source of this 2320-nucleotide messenger RNA. RefSeq names its product pyruvate dehydrogenase kinase 2a (gene pdk2a). The record is from RefSeq and is a predicted model, not a curated record. Lineage: Eukaryota; Metazoa; Chordata; Actinopteri; Beloniformes; Adrianichthyidae. The coding region runs from base 85 to 1311 and encodes 408 amino acids. Gene Ontology annotation, molecular function: pyruvate dehydrogenase (acetyl-transferring) kinase activity. Gene Ontology annotation, cellular component: mitochondrion. The transcript has 11 exons. Gene Ontology annotation, biological process: protein phosphorylation; regulation of glucose metabolic process.